Pseudozyma hubeiensis SY62 is the source of this 1872-nucleotide messenger RNA. RefSeq lists its product as hypothetical. The coding region runs from base 1 to 1872 and encodes 623 amino acids. The transcript has a single exon. NCBI's taxonomy places the organism in Eukaryota, Fungi, Basidiomycota, Ustilaginomycetes, Ustilaginales, Ustilaginaceae. The record is from RefSeq and is a predicted model, not a curated record.
AUGACGGCCUUCACCAAUUCCUUUGGUCGGUUCGGCUCGAUACGCAAGCGCGACACCUCCAAGAAGGCCGUGCAGCCCAUCGACGUCGCAGCAGCAAAGCAAUACGAUCAACCUGGGCCCUCCUCUGCCGCUUCCUCGGGUCUUUUGACACCGCGGCCUCAUCACUACCGCAGCACCACGCCUUCGCCCGCGACACCAGCUGCUUCCACUUUUGCAUCCGGCUCCUCCGCCCCAUCGAGCUCACGCAUCGUCUCUUCGCCCACCUUUGUAUCCUCCUCCGCUUUUCGCGCCGAUCUCGAGGCCAUCACGCCGCCCCUCAGCCCCGUACAGCCUCACAGCGCCGCCGCGGCGAGAGCUACAAAGUCGCCCAUCCGUCGCGCCCUCUCCCGCUCGUUCUUCUUUGGCAGCACCCACAGCAGCGGCGCCACGACAAGUGCUCAGCCUGCACCUGCUGUUCACAUCUCUUCCCCGAUACCAGCAGCCGCAUGGGGUGUCGGAACAGCUCGCGCUCCUCGUCCCCAGCGCCCUGCUCGUCCAGUCACUUCUCCAGCGACAGAACUCUCACCAGAGCCCCAUGCUUUCGGAUUCGCCUCGUCGGAAAUGUCACGCUCCCGAACCGCCGGUGCCAUCAUGAUCAGCCCACCCGCGGAUGUCAACACACGAAGGCGGAGCAGUACGCUCAUGGCGCCCGUCGAGCUUACAGGGAGCUGCGAGGACAAGCAGCGUUCGCUCUCCUCGUCCUGGUCGAUACGAUUCUCCCGCACCCCUUCGCCCGUCCCCGACGCGCAACCAGGGACCAGUGCGCCCUCUGCUGGCGGGGCCCGCGCAUCUCUUCGCUCCAUCCGACAAAGGCACACGCGCAAGUCGAUCCACUCCAUCCUCGGCUUGUCCCCUCCGACCACCUCGAGCGUCCCACCUUCGACCACCGCCUCGCCUCUACGACGUCGGCUCACCCGAUGCGCCUCGGAAGAAUCCUUCCACUGCCGCGGCCCAGGUUUCGACGCUCCCCCUGCCGCCGACACCCGACCGAGCGUCGACGAGGAUUCUUUGGACAUGUCUUGCUUGCGGCCUCGCCCUGCUGCUGCUGUGCCACGCUGCGUGUCGCUGUAUUCGAGCUCGUACCCGGCGGAUCUGCCGUCGAGCGGUGCGAGACGCAUGAGCGAGUUCACCAUCGAUGCGUACGAGGAGGCCACUGAAGCCAGCGACGAGGAAGCACUCGAUCGUCUUGGUGAGCUCGAGCUCGAAGCAAAUCACGACUCUGACUAUCCGCUUGCCGGGCUGGGAUUGACAGACUCUUUGCCCGCCACACCCCGAGUCGCACCAAAGCGACUUUCAGCUACAUCCCAAAUCUCGCUCGCCGAAAGCAUCCCUACUUCCAUCGCGUCCAGCUCCACCUCGUCGCUCUCCCUCUCGUCGGUGGGGAACCACCUUGGCAAUUCCAUACCGUCCAUGCAGAACUGGUACUCCACCUGUCCACCGACACCUCCCUCCUCGAUCCGACUUCGCUUGGCAUUCCGAUCUCUACCAUCUCCCUCCCCAGCGGUGCUGAUCGACAAUGCAGUCGAAAAGGGUAGACCGAUAUCAAGCGUAUUCAUCUCGUCCAACUCGUCCGUGUUGGACCUCAAGGAGACCAUCUCUGCUCGAAUGCGCGAGGUCGGGUAUAGGAUCUCACCGCGCAACCUCACGUUGACGCUGCAUUUGAGCGACGACGUAGCGAAGGGCAAAGCCAAGACUGCAUUGGGUGUGAUGCUCGAAGGAGACGAGCGCAAGGUGUUGGAUGACUCGGGCAGGAUGUUGUUCGAGGAAGGUGUGCAGGAGGACGAUCUGGUCGUGGUCGAGUGUGAUCCGGCCAAGGUGCUUUGGUGUAUUUAG